CGCUCGCCCGCCCCGGGGCCCCCUUGUUCUCCGCGCCGCCGCCGCCGCCAUGUUGGGUUUAGAGCCGCAGCGGAGCCGCCGCCGCCGCCGCGGGUGAGGGAGGCCGAGAGCGGAGCCCGCCCCGCCCCGGGGCCCAGGGAGCGGGGCCGCCUCGGAGCCCGGCCUCUCCCCGCCAGCCGCCUUCCCGGCCCGCCGUGCGAGCCCGCCCGCGAGCGAGCUAGCAAGCUCCGGGCCCCGGCUGCACCUUCCGCUCCCUGCGCGAGCGAGCGAGCGAGCCCGCCGCCGCGGGGCUCGGCCACUGCCUGCGGCGGAGCCCACGAGCGUCAGCGCCAUGGCGGAGCAGACCUACUCGUGGGCCUAUUCCCUGGUGGAUUCCAGUCAAGUGUCUACGUUUCUGAUAUCCAUUCUUCUUAUAGUCUAUGGUAGUUUCAGGUCCCUUAAUAUGGACUUUGAAAAUCAAGAUAAGGAGAAAGACAAUAACAGUUCUUCUGGGUCUUUCAAUGGCAACAGCACCAAUAAUAGUAUCCAAACAAUUGACUCUACCCAGGCUCUGUUUCUUCCAAUUGGAGCAUCCGUCUCUCUCCUAGUAAUGUUCUUCUUCUUUGACUCAGUUCAAGUAGUUUUUACAAUAUGUACAGCAGUUCUUGCAACGAUAGCUUUUGCUUUUCUUCUUCUCCCGAUGUGCCAGUAUUUAACAAGACCCUGUUCACCUCAAAACAAGAUUUCCUUUGGUUGCUGCGGGCGUUUCACUGCUGCUGAGUUACUGUCCUUCUCUUUGUCUGUCAUGCUUGUCCUCAUCUGGGUUCUCACUGGCCACUGGCUUCUCAUGGAUGCUCUGGCCAUGGGUCUCUGUGUCGCCAUGAUCGCCUUUGUUCGGCUGCCUAGCCUCAAGGUUUCCUGCCUGCUCCUCUCAGGGCUUCUCAUCUACGAUGUCUUUUGGGUAUUUUUCUCAGCCUACAUCUUCAAUAGCAACGUCAUGGUGAAGGUGGCCACACAGCCGGCCGACAACCCCCUUGACGUUCUAUCCCGGAAGCUCCACCUGGGGCCAAAUGUUGGGCGUGAUGUUCCUCGCCUGUCUCUGCCUGGAAAAUUGGUCUUCCCAAGCUCCACGGGCAGUCACUUCUCUAUGUUGGGCAUUGGAGACAUUGUGAUGCCCGGUCUGCUGUUGUGCUUUGUCCUUCGCUAUGACAACUAUAAAAAACAAGCCAGCGGUGACUCCUGUGGUGCCUCUGGACCCGCCAACAUCUCUGGGCGCAUGCAGAAGGUCUCCUACUUCCACUGCACCCUCAUUGGAUACUUUGUAGGUCUGCUCACUGCUACUGUGGCGUCUCGCAUCCACCGAGCUGCCCAGCCCGCCCUCCUUUACCUGGUGCCAUUUACCUUAUUGCCACUCCUCACCAUGGCCUAUUUAAAGGGUGACCUACGGCGGAUGUGGUCUGAGCCGUUCCACUCCAAGUCCAGCAGCUCCCGGUUCCUGGAAGUAUGAUGGAUCCCACGGGAAGUGACCAGGAUGUCCGGUGUCGUCCUUUUCUCUCACCGCGUGGUUUUGUUUCCUCUUCUUAGAGCUGGCCUGGUACUCAGAAGUCACCUGUUUAAGGAACAGGCAUGUGACUGGAAUCUGCACCUGAGGAAGCCGGUUGGCAGGGAAGGGUGCUGGCCCUGCUGGUCCUCCUGCAGUGGUAGGGUGGAGCCUUUCAGAGUGAUAGGCCCUCCCUCCCAUUUUUGGGGAUCUGCACCGGACUGUUACGUGCGGGGAGAUGGAGAUUUGACUAUUUAAAAACUGCAAACGGCAAGGAGUCGUUUUAGAACUUUUUGAACACUAAAAGGAUUAAAAAAAUUUAGCAAACCGAAGUUUCUUCAGUGAACCCUCCAGAACUUUGGGACCAGUUUCCUAUGGGGGACUCAGUUUCAGAGAACUGAGACAGAAGCUCUUCUGUCAUUAUUUUCUUCUUUCCUUUUUUUGGAUUUAUUAAAUAUUUUCUGUGGUGUGAAGUGACUUAUUAAAUCCACAGACAUUGAGUGACUUCUUACAACAUACACAUAAGGAUUUGUUGUAAUGAGUUCAUGUCCACCCAGAUGUCGUGUUGGCGGUGAACAAGGGCACGGUUUUUAUACAUACGUACAUAUAUAUAUAUAUAUAUAUACACAUGCGCACAUAGAUAUAUACAAAUAAACAAAAUUAAAACCUGCUAAGAUCAUGCUGUGUAGCAGACAGGGGCUUGCUGUGAUUUUGAGCAUGUAGAGCAGUUUACUGUGGCUUCCUUGUAUAAGCUGCCGUCUCCCCGUCACAACUGACCCUGCAGUUACCAACCAGGAUAGCAUUCGGACUGACAGACUGUGGGCUUUGGGGGACUCUUAACUUGGUUUGAUCAGUGUAGCAAAUUAGGGAUGAAAAGUUAAAACAAAGUCCUUUUCUUUUUACAGGCUUCUCCCUGCAGGGUUUUUAGUAGUUUCUUCCUGAACCAGUGCAUGUAAUAUAGCAGCAGGUGUCUUUGUGCUUUCUGAUCAUAGUAAUGUACUACCUGUAAAUACAUUUUUCUAUUUUGUA
Molecule: messenger RNA, 2548 nt
Organism: Marmota monax (woodchuck)
Lineage: Eukaryota; Metazoa; Chordata; Mammalia; Rodentia; Sciuridae
Gene: Sppl3
Product: signal peptide peptidase like 3
Exons: 11
Coding region: 332-1486 (384 amino acids)
Biological process (GO): membrane protein proteolysis
Cellular component (GO): Golgi-associated vesicle membrane; cytoplasmic side of endoplasmic reticulum membrane; lumenal side of endoplasmic reticulum membrane
Molecular function (GO): aspartic endopeptidase activity, intramembrane cleaving
Source: RefSeq, a predicted model, not a curated record